AUGGAAGACACCAUCGAUCUGCAGCUUGAUCUGGGUACGGAUGCAUUCGAGGCUCAAACGCAUUGGAAUGAUCUUGUUGAACUACCCUCUGAUGGGUACCUUGACGAUCUGCCGCUGUUUCCGGAGUUGGAAAAUAUUCUUCAAGCCGAUGAAAGCUGCGAACUGUCAGACACGACUGCUCCAGCCAUAUUUCAAGAUGAGAAGGCCCAAUUGCUCGAGGGCUCUCCUGAGCCGAGCCACCGCGGUCCAAAACGCUCCACAGGAAAUCGUGACUUGCACUCGCAGUUGUGCGCUGCUGAGAAUGAGUCGCUUCCGCCAGUUGAGACUAUCCCCGUGGACUCUGGGGGAUCUUCGAUAAUUUUGUCGAGAACGACAUCUCUAAAUCAAGACAACACGCCGUCCACGUUAGGUCCCACGCCAUCAAUGCCCCCCUCUCCGUGCCUGGCUCCCCUGCCUCACGGGCACCACACCCUUUCCCAUCAGGCAUCAGACUCAAGCAUGCACUCGAUGGACAGUGCUGUAUCAGUCUCCAGCAAACGUGGGCUUCGCAUUGUUCGUGGCUAUCGCUGUGACGAGUGUGCUGCCACGUUCGACGUACCCAGCGAGCUACGACAUCAUCAGAGGAAGCAUAUAUCGAAGGACGACCGUCCGUAUGCUUGCUCUGUAUGCACGGUUCGCUUUCUAUACCCGAAGGACUUGGUACGGCACAUGCGUCGCAAGCAUGGCAUGCCGCAUGAUUCGCAGCAGGACUUGAAUGGACGUGAGUGCGGCACCGUAACUUCGAACAAUGCCAAUCAAUUCACGACCCCGGACGAGGCUAUCGAUCACUCUGCCUCGCAAGCAUUUGAUGCAGGGUCGACCUUUGAAGUCAGCCCUCAUAUCUCCGAAUCAAACGAGACUCUCGUGAUGAAGUUGAAAGCUGCUCGAGACGAUGCUGGGCUUUGGCUGGCUGAACGGAACUACUUCGCAGAGCUUGUCAGCAAUGAUCACCAACGCCAGCCGCCGUUGCUAUACUUCAAAUACGAUGAGAUGGGCCGCACAUCGCCAAAACAGCGUGCCAAAGGGUGGUUGCUUGGGAUCAAAGCCCUUCUCAAGAUUGAGAAGAACGAACAUGCACUCGACGACCCAGACCGGACUGCAGAGGCAUUGGACUACCUUCUGAAUGACCUAGAAAAUCUGGCCCUGAUCGAAGGUGAUCAGUGA
Molecule: messenger RNA, 1203 nt
Organism: Zasmidium cellare ATCC 36951
Lineage: Eukaryota; Fungi; Ascomycota; Dothideomycetes; Mycosphaerellales; Mycosphaerellaceae
Exons: 1
Coding region: 1-1203 (400 amino acids)
Biological process (GO): regulation of transcription by RNA polymerase II
Molecular function (GO): DNA-binding transcription factor activity; RNA polymerase II cis-regulatory region sequence-specific DNA binding
Source: RefSeq, a predicted model, not a curated record